Raphanus sativus (radish) is the source of this 833-nucleotide messenger RNA. RefSeq lists its product as uncharacterized. The record is from RefSeq and is a predicted model, not a curated record. The transcript is spliced from 2 exons. NCBI's taxonomy places the organism in Eukaryota, Viridiplantae, Streptophyta, Magnoliopsida, Brassicales, Brassicaceae. Bases 279 to 782 code for a protein of 167 amino acids.
CAGUCUUAGGAUUAAAAAUAAAAGAAAAAAGACAUUAACUCAAGAGGCGUCCUUUAAUUGAGAGAGCCAAGACACGGCUCUUAGGAGACACAUGUCACAAAACUAUUGGGUGGAGGAGAUGUGUUAGAGUUCUUCCGACUCGUUUCUUCUUCUCUCGAGAUAGAUCGCUGGUGAAAGAAGGACUUGUUUGCAGAGACGGAACCGCACCUCGCCGGAUAGUGUAAUCUCCAGCGAAGAAGAUUAAAGUUCCUUUGAGGGAUGGUGUGAAAGCCAUCGUUAUGGACUCGAGGAGCACAGAGCUGCGUGCAGAUCCUUGUCGAAAAGGGAUGCAAAACCCCCAUCAUGAAUUCUUUAAUGUGAUUUCAAUUGAAUACUCAAACUGCUCUCAAUUCUCAUCUACGUUUCUUCAAGGGACUGUUGCUUCUAAAAAUGGAGGUUUUGGAUGGUUUAUCCAUGGUAUGGAUGAAGCCCAUGACUCUCAAAGCUCUUCUAGGAUAUUAUAUGUGGUCUCAGCCCUUGCAGCCGAAGCUUUGACGUUGAAGGUGGCCCUUCCUUCAGCAUCAUCUGCUGGAUUUUCAAAGCUUCAAGUAAUUUUGGACUCUAUUGUCCUCUUCUCUGCCCUGCAUUCAGGGAUGGAUUUGAACGAGAUCGCAGGUUGUUCCCUUGCCACUCUCUUCAGUCCCCUACCAUUUAACUUUUAUCAGUGCACAACAUUAUGUUUGGCUGUUGCAAUUGCUAUGUGUGUGUUCUUCAAACUAUGCUCCUCUAUUACUAUAUUUUGAGAUAUGAAUGAAUGAAAUAAAUCUUUGACAAAAAAAAAAAGAAACCAUGAA